AUGGCUCAUUUACUGGCGACUAACCCCAAUGCUUCACAUAAACUUAUGUGCUCAAACUUGGGGUACGGUGCCAGAAGAGGAUCCAGAAGUGGUUGUUACAGAGUGGGGAGGAAAAGUGUGUUGCAAUGCAGCAGCACAAGCACAAGCACAAGCACAAGCAAAAGCAAAAGCAUCAGCAGUUCGCAAUUACCUUGUGCUGAUCAGGAUGUGAGGUUGCAGAUAGAGAAUGGUAGCAGUGGAAAGCUGAAGCAGCAGUUUGAGUAUUUGGUGUGUGAAUAUGGAUGGAGAGUAAGGAGGCUAUUUGAAAACGCAGAUGAGAUAAGGAAGGCAUCUCAAGUUCAGGCCGAAGCAUUCCAUGUUCCUGUCUCUCUUUUCAAUGACUUGUUCUUCCAAUUCUUUCAGGCGGAAGUGCUUUCGGGGCUCCUUUACAAGCUUAAAAAUUCACCACCUAAUAGGUAUGCUUGUUUGGUAGCUGAGCCAGCAAAAGACGAUCCAGAUUCAACAAAACAACUGGUAGGCGUCAUAGAUGUGACUGUCUUAAGAGAUCAAAAUGUGCUGCAAUAUCUUCCACCUGAAGCUGAAGAAUACCUUUACAUAUCAGGAAUAGCAGUCUCCAAAACAUUCAGGAGGAGGAGAAUAGCGACUGCACUGUUGAAAGCCUGCGACGUGCUUUCCAUUUUGUGGGGUUUUGAGUUUCUUGCCCUUCGAGCCUAUGAAGAAGAUCUAGGUGCUCGCAAAUUGUACGCAAAUGCUGGGUAUCAAGUCGUGUCUCGAGACCCACCGUGGACAAGUAAUUGGAUUGGAAAGAAAUGUCGUGUUCUUAUGAUCAAAAGAGCUAAUUUGUCCAAGUAG
Messenger RNA from Sphenostylis stenocarpa, 852 nucleotides. Lineage: Eukaryota; Viridiplantae; Streptophyta; Magnoliopsida; Fabales; Fabaceae. The record is from the annotation of a GenBank genome assembly.